Paramecium octaurelia is the source of this 1632-nucleotide messenger RNA. Lineage: Eukaryota; Ciliophora; Oligohymenophorea; Peniculida; Parameciidae. The record is from the annotation of a GenBank genome assembly.
AAAAAAUAGCUGAGAAUGAGUUACCAACUUUAACCUAAGCCUCUCUAAUUAUGUAAUUAUAUGCACUUAAUUUUGUAGUUUACUAUUUACCUUAUAUUCAUCAACUAGCCAUUCCAAUGGUCCCUUAAUACCCAAUCUGCAAUUUUCCAUAAUAAGUGAGUCCAAUUUACUAACCAGUAGUCCCAGGGACUUCAUAAGAUAAUUGUAUUGUUAUAGAGGAUGACAAUGUAAGCUAAUUAUCAAUAAUCUCCAAUUAGAUUCAGCACCCACUGAACUAAAUUCAUUCUAUGAUUAUGCAAUCGUAAACCAAUAGAGAAUAAAAUUUCCUUUAAGAUGAUGUUAUGCAAUAGGAAUAACCUGUAUAAAAAAUAACACAUUAAAAUAACAAUUUGAAUGAAAAUCAACCCCACAUUCGAAUUACUGUCUUUAAAUAACAUUCAAGUUAAACUGACUAAGAAUUUAUUCUUCAAAAUGAUAGGUAAUAGUUUGUAUAAUAAUCUAGAAUCUUGGGAUCCAAUUAUAAAAAAGAAAUAAUUAUUGGUAGAAAAAAGCAGUAAGAAGAAAAAUAAGACACUUGUGAUAUCUGUAUUUAUUAUUAUAAUUUAAGAUUUACCACAUGGGGAUAAGAACGUUGAAAAAGUUCACUGCAAAAUAUUGACUGAUUAAGGAUUCUAAUUCUCAAAUACUCUUACUAAACCUCUUAUACUAUUCUUUUCUCUUAUAAGGAAUAAUCAACAUGCAUCAAAACUACCUUUUUAAGUUAUAAAGCAUAUUUAUUCUUUUAUCAAGUAAUUUUUAUAAUAAUCUUAGAAAUAAACCUUAAUUUUAUAUUUGCGAUAAUGGAACCAGAGCUAGCACUUUUGUGAAGAUUAAAAAGGACAAAAUAAGAACUAUUGAAUAAGAAAAUACCUAUUUGAUUGGAGCAGACACAUUUUUCCAUGUUUUGGAAAUGAAAUCAUAGCCAAAGCAAAAUAAAUCGAAAAAAGUAAAAAAAGACCAAAGCUUUUUCUAUAACGCACUUGCGAAAGAACAUAUAAGAAGAGGAGCUAAAAUUCAUGGAUUGACAUUGGAGGAAACUGAAAUGUUGAAUGUUACUAUGAAUGAAAUUAAAACAACCAAAUAAAAAUAAAGAACUUCAUAAAAGCUAAGCGAAUAUGAUAGACCCUAUUUAAAAAUUACAUUCGAUAACUAAGCAAUUAAUUAAAUAUCAACUCAUAUUUUUGUUGCCAACUACAAUUAAGAAUCGGUAUAUAAAAUUGGUAGAUCCCAAGAAUGUGACGUAUUAGUUAACAUUAAUACUGUCUCAAGAAAACAAGCUUAAAUUAUUUAUAAAAAUAAUGAGUACUAUUUUUAAACUAUUUUAAGAUGGUUCAUUCAUGACGGAGAAGGAUUAAGAGAGUCAGCCAACGGAACUUGGCAAUCAUUUCAAAACUUUUCAUAAAGAAAUUAUGAUAAGAAAUUAUAACCAAGCAGACCUUAACUCAUUGAAGAUUAAAUGGAAAUUAAAAUAAGUGAAAACAUCGUCAAAUUUGAUUUUGUAAACUUUGGUGUUACAAAGAAGUAAUUUAUAAAUAUAAUUCUAGGCGCAAAGUAAAUAAAGCUUUAAUUCAAGAUCUACUUAAUAUAUAGUGA